GUCGAAUUGCACUACUUGGCACUUGCACACAAACACACACUCCCUCUCCCACGCAGCAAUAUUCUGCCACAAAACACAUAAACAUAAGCACCAAAACCUUGUUCUCUGUCCCUUCACCUUUAACAAGAACAUCGAAGUUUUGGCAUUCACCUCGAUGUCUUCUGAUCUCUUCAUCUACGAUUCCAACCUCCAGUUCAUGCCUGACGACCCACCGUUCCCCUUGUGUGACUCGACCAUGAUUGACAGCCUGGACAUCCUCUUCCCCGACCCGAUCGACCAGUUAUCAAGUGCCGCAAAUUGCAGCCCUCUCCUCUCGACUUCUCCCCCUAGCCACCAGCUCGAGAGCCUCAGCCUCCAUACGGCAGUUUCCUCGGAUUUCACAGGCUGGUUUCCGGACCACACCACCUGCAGCUUUGGCAGCGUCCAGGAGGGAACUGUAAAGGCCGAGGGGAGCCCCGUGGGUUAUGAAGCCUUUGCGGGCCCUCACAGCUACGGCGGGCAUGAGAGCGGCUUUACCAAUGCGGUGAAGUAUAUGCAGAGGAGUUACAGCAUCAACUCGUUGGAGGAGAAGCAGGCGGCCGCACUGUUUCAUCCGCAAUUUGACGCCGUCAUGGAGUCCGCGGAUCACUUGCAGGGACAGGCCGGCAUGAUGAGCUCCCCCGAGAGUUGCAUCCCCGGUGCUCAGAUGAGACGGGUCUGCAGCGCUGGUGACCUGCAGAGGUCCUCCUUGUCAAGCCCUUUAAGAAUAGAGAGCGCAUUCCCGGACGAGGCGAACCUCAAGGUCGGGCGUUACAGUGUGCAGGAGAGGAAGGAGAGGAUCCUCAAGUACAGAGCCAAGAGGACCCAGAGAAAUUUCACCAAGACAAUCAAGUAUGCAUGUCGGAAGACACUAGCGGACACCAGGCCCCGUAUACGUGGCAGGUUCGCUCGAAAUGACGAGAUUGGAGAACUUCCCAAGGCCCCCUGUUCCGCCAGAGAAGACGACGACGAGGACCACGACCUCUGGUUGGCCUUGCAAGAAGAAGGGGAGUUCGGAGCAGGAAGGGGAGGACCAUUUCUCGGGAACAGUUACGGGCAAACUCAGUUCAACUAUUCUUACGGCUAUCAGAAUUGACAGAGGCUGAGUGAAAAUUAAUAUGUCAAUAGAUUGAGGGCACCUUAUUAUUUUGACCAAAAAAAUUAAGGAAAGUAUUUUGUAGUCAAUAGCCAUCGUCCCGAGCUACGAUCAUUGCACCCUUUGCUUUCACCUCCAGAAGUGCUUUAGUAUUAUAAGGCUUUAGUGAAUAAAAAGGGCAGCACCACUAUUAUAAGAUGCUGUGGAGAAGAACAGAGGACGAGGUGAUCGGUACGUAGUUGAAGAGGGAAUAUUUGGUCUGCUAUAUGAAUUUGGGUAUGUUGUAGUCUCUUGACUAUCUUUUUCUCUUUUUGCCUUUUCUUUUCUUUAUUUUUCUUUUAAUGUUUUUGGCCAUUGUUGGCUGCUUUAUAAGUGUACAUAUAAAUGAGAUGUAGUCAAUAAAAAUGACCGUUUAAAUUAU
Punica granatum (pomegranate) is the source of this 1535-nucleotide messenger RNA. Lineage: Eukaryota; Viridiplantae; Streptophyta; Magnoliopsida; Myrtales; Lythraceae. The record is from RefSeq and is a predicted model, not a curated record.